Molecule: messenger RNA, 4910 nt
Organism: Jaculus jaculus (lesser Egyptian jerboa)
Lineage: Eukaryota; Metazoa; Chordata; Mammalia; Rodentia; Dipodidae
Gene: Clip2
Product: CAP-Gly domain containing linker protein 2
Exons: 17
Coding region: 263-3403 (1046 amino acids)
Biological process (GO): cytoplasmic microtubule organization
Cellular component (GO): cytoplasm; microtubule plus-end; nucleus
Molecular function (GO): microtubule plus-end binding
Source: RefSeq, a predicted model, not a curated record
GCUGGAUUGGCGGCUGCCGCCCUCUGGAUGGUCUGGCCCCAGACUGUGCGCCAGGCCCUGGGUCUCCGAGCGCAGAGCCUCGGCUGGGCAUCCGCGCGCAGGGAGGGGCGCAGCAUCCUCAUCUUCGGGUGCACGGGCGGCCGAGAAGAGGAGGCUUAGGGGGUGCCGGGUCCCUGCCGCUCAAACCGGCUGCUGAGCUCCAAAGGUGAACCAAGAUGGCUGAGAGGAUGUGACCCACGCCUGCCUCCCGAGUGUCACCACCAUGCAGAAGCCCAGUGGUCUCAAGCCCCCUGGCCGAGGGGGGAAGCAUUCCAGCCCUGUGGGCCGGCCGUCCACCGGCUCCUCGUCCUCCUCAGUGGCGGCAGUGGCCAGCGGCUCCAAGGAAGGGUCUCCCCUGCACAAGCAGGCAUCAGGGCCCACCUCCACGGGUUCUGCCAUCGCUCCCGAGAAGCCCGGCCCGAGGGCAGCUGAAGUUGGCGAUGACUUCCUGGGGGACUUUGUGGUGGGCGAGAGGGUGUGGGUGAACGGCGUGAAGCCGGGCGUGGUGCAGUACCUGGGUGAGACGCAGUUUGCACCGGGCCAGUGGGCCGGCGUGGUCUUGGAUGAUCCGGUGGGCAAGAACGAUGGUGCCGUGGGUGGCGUGCGUUACUUCGAGUGUCCAGCCCUACAGGGCAUCUUCACAAGGCCCUCCAAGCUGACCCGGCAGCCCACAGCCGAGGGGUCGGGCAGUGAUGCCCACUCGGUUGAAUCCCUCACUGCCCAGAACCUAUCCCUGCAUUCAGGCACGGCCACACCCCCACUCACCAGUCGAGUCGUCCCUUUGCGGGAAAGCGUCCUCAACAGCUCUGUCAAGACGGGCAAUGAGUCAGGCUCCAACCUGUCGGACAGCGGUUCUGUAAAGCGAGGUGACAAGGAUCUGCGCCUGGGAGACCGCGUGCUGGUUGGUGGGACGAAGACUGGCGUGGUGCGGUACGUGGGAGAGACGGACUUCGCCAAAGGCGAGUGGUGUGGUGUGGAGCUGGACGAACCCCUUGGGAAGAAUGACGGGGCGGUGGCCGGCACCAGGUACUUCCAGUGCCCCCCCAAGUUUGGCCUCUUCGCACCCAUCCACAAAGUCAUCCGCAUUGGCUUCCCAUCCACCAGCCUGGCCAAGGCCAAGAAGACCAAGCGAAUGGCCAUGGGCGUCUCGGCGCUGACCCACAGCCCCAGCAGCUCUUCCGUCAGCUCUGUGAGCUCUGUGGCCUCCUCUGUUGGGGGCCGGCCAAGCCGCAGUGGCCUGCUCACGGAGACCUCUUCGCGCUAUGCCCGCAAGAUCUCGGGCACCACGGCCCUCCAGGAGGCGCUGAAGGAGAAGCAGCAGCACAUUGAACAGCUGCUGGCCGAGAGGGACCUGGAGCGGGCCGAGGUGGCCAAGGCCACCAGCCACAUCUGCGAGGUGGAGAAGGAGAUCGCCCUGCUGAAGGCGCAGCAUGAGCAGUAUGUUGCAGAGGCAGAGGAGAAGCUGCAGCGGGCGCGGCUGCUGGUGGAGAACGUGCGGAAGGAGAAGGUGGACCUGUGCAACCAGCUGGAGGAGGAGAGGAGGAAGGUGGAGGAUCUGCAGUUCCGGGUAGAAGAAGAAUCCAUCACCAAAGGAGACUUGGAGACCCAGACUCAGCUGGAGCAUGCGCGCAUCGGGGAGCUGGAGCAGAGCCUGUUACGGGAGAAGGCGCAGGCCGAGCGGCUGCUCAGAGAAUUAGCCGAUAACAGGCUGUCCACGGUGGCCGAGAAGUCACGGGUCCUGCAGCUGGAAGAGGAGCUCACCCUGAAACGCGGCGAGAUCGAAGAACUUCAGCAGUGCCUGCUGCACUCGGGCCCCCCGCCCCCCGACCACCCCGAGGCCGCCGAGACCCUGCGGCUCCGAGAGCGUCUUCUGUCGGCCAGCAGGGAGCACGAGCGCGACAGCAGCCUGCUCCGGGAGAAGUACGAGGCGGCCCUGAAGGCCUACCAGGCCGAGGUGGACAAGCUCCGCGCCGCCAACGACAGGUACGCGCAGGAGGUGGCCGACCUCAAAGCCAAGGUCCAGCAGGCCACCAGCGAGAACAUGGGGCUGAUGGACAACUGGAAGUCGAAACUGGACUCUUUGGCUUCUGACCACCAGAAGUCCCUGGAGGACCUCAAGGCCACGCUGAACUCGGGCCCUGGGGCCCAGCAGAAGGAGAUCGGGGAGCUUAAGGCACUCCUGGAAGGCAUCAAGAUGGAGCACCAGCUGGAGCUGGGCAACCUGCAAGCCAAGCACGACCUGGAGACGGCCAUGCACGGGAAGGAGAAGGAGGGCCUGCGGCAGAAGCUGCAGGAGACCCAGGACGAACUGGCCGGCCUGCAGCAGCACUGGCGGGCCCAGCUGGAGGCGCAGGCCAGCCAGCACCGGCUGGAGCUGCAGGAAGCCCAGGACCAGUGCCGCGACGCCCAGCUGCGCGUGCAGGAGCUGGGGGGACUCGACGUCGAGUACCGCGGACAGGCUCAGGCCAUCGAGUUCCUCAAGGAGCAGAUCUCACUGGCUGAGAAGAAGAUGCUGGACUAUGAGCUCUUACAGCGGGCCGAGGCCCAGAGCAGGCAGGAGGCUGAGCUACUCCGCGAGAAGCUUCUGGUUGCCGAGAACAGACUCCAGGCGGUUGAAUCCUUGUGUUCUGCCCAGCAUGGCCACGUGAUCGACUCCAGUGAUAUUUCUGAGGAAACAAUCCGGAUGAAGGAGACCAUAGAGGGCCUGCAGGACAAGCUCAACAAGAGGGACAAAGAGGUGGCAGCCUUGGCGUCCCAGACCGAGACGCUCAGGGCCCAAGUAAGUGUCCUGGAGAACAAGUGUAAGUUGGGAGAGAAGAAGGUGGACUCCCUUCUGAAGGAGAAGAGACGUCUGGAGGUGGGGCUGGAGACUGUGUCACGGAAGACCCAUGAUGCCUCAGGCCAGCUGGUCCACAUCAGCCAAGAACUGCUGAGGAAGGAACGGAGUCUGAACGAGCUACGGGUGCUGCUGUUAGAGGCCAAUCGCCACUCCCCAGGGCCUGAGAGGGACCUGAGCCGCGAGGUGCACAAGGCCGAAUGGCGGAUGAAAGAGCAGAAACUCAAGGAGGACAUCCGGGGCCUGCGUGAAAAGCUGACGGGGCUGGAUAAGGAGACGUCGCUGUCGGAGCAGCGGCGGCACUCCCUCAUCGACCCGGCCUCUGCCCCGGAGCUGCUCCGGCUGCAGCAUCAGCUGGCCAGCACCGAAGACGCGCUACGGGACGCCCUGGACCAGGCUCAGCAGGUGGAGAGACUCGUGGAGGCCCUAAGGGGAUGCUCGGACCGGGCCCAGACCAUCGGUAGUUCCGGUUCUGCCAACAGUAUCCACCAGCCGGAUAAAGCCCACAAACAGGAGGACAAACACUGACCCUGAGGGACACCAUUGAGUGGCCAGUUCACACCAGAGCCCUGCCACGCUGCCCCGGCAGCAAGCCAGGAGUGUCCCUUUGGAGACAAGACUGUGUUUGUAACCAUAAUGUCCUCACGCCGUGGACAAUCUUCACCCAAACGCCCUGCCGGACCAGGAGGCUCCCACAGAAAGCGGUACAGCAAGGCUUGGCCCAAGGACUCUCUCUUGGGCAGUCCCAGAACCUUCUGGAAUUGAUUUGUGGAGGUUGAGGUGAUCCCGUUGGGCCUUUCUUCCUCCAACGGCUGCCCUGCCUGAGGUCUGUCUGGGUGUCCUGGGCACUUCCCUUCCCCCUUGUCCUUCUGAAGUCCUCAGGACCCCCACAGGCCUCUGAGGGGCAGAGCAGGGCUCAGCCUCUCUUGUGGGCACACUGUCCAAGGACAGGUGCGGUUGGUUUUCAAGAGCCCUGUGGAAGCUCAUCUGCGGUAUAAUCCAAGUGAAGGCAGUCCUGGGGGCGUCUCACCCCACAUGCCAACUUUCCUUUGCACAGUAGUACAAGGUCCCAGGGGCCUCUCUGACCAGGGAGGGGCCAGGCCCAAGGACUCAGGGGACAGGGUCCCUCUUCCCCGACACCAGGCUACCAUGCUUACACACCUCCCAGCUGAGGUGCAGCCAGCCUCGGCAGACAACGCUGCAGUAUUAGUGGAGCUCACAAAGCCUCUCUCUCUCCGUCCCACCACGACCUUGAGCCAGUCCUGACUUAGAGACUGCAGCCAAUGUUUUCAGCAAACACGAGCUGUUUCUGGGAGGGGUGAGGAGAAGGGGGAGAAUCAAACUGGCUCUCUGUGUUUGUUGCAAGCCCAGAGGGCCCUGCCCCCACGAAGCCACUCGCAGCUCCUAGCUCCCAGCUCCGCCUGUGACCAGAGAGGGUGGCCUCGAGCCCCCCUGGAGCUGGAUUGCUUUAUACAAGUCCUGGAACCCUCCCGUGUGGCCUCUCUGCAAGCACGAUGAGCGGCCAGUAGGGGGCGCUCGUGCUCUUACCAAUCCGGAGGGAGGGAGUUAGCCCAUUGGGGGCCUCCUGCCAACUCCCUGUUGGUAUUAGGUAGUCCUCGCAACGUGGUUUUUAUUUAUUAACAGCCUAGAAUCGAUGCUUUAGCAGUCUAACCCAGAGAUGAAUACUGCUCUUGUUCCAGCAAAGUCGGGCAACCUCGUGCCACGCACAGACAGGAGGUACUUGUCAAAUCUUAACAGCCAAAGGCCCCACAAGGAACCAGGAGGGCCUGAGCACCCCUAGCCCCGAGGCUCGGGGAGGGUGGCCUUGCCUGUGGCAGGUGUGUGUGCAAGAAGCCAUUCCCCUACAAGAGCGUUGGCAUUCGUAGGCCUCUCGGCCUGCCCGGUGUGGCUGCCAAGGUGUGGCUCAGUGACGUCCCUUUUCCAAGCCCCUACCCUCUCUCCCUCCCUCUCGAUGGAAUUGUGGAAGUGUGGCUAGUCCCUCAUAUGGACAAUAAAGCUUGUGACAGGUGCAGGA